AUGCCAAAGGGUUUCCUUAUAAAACGCUCUAAAAAGACUGGGCCAGUUUCGUACAGAGUACGAGAAAAGGAUGACCCAGCACAGGCGCAAAACUUUCUGUUGAAUUCCGGAAUUCCAGCUUUAAGCACUCCAACAUUUUCCUGUGAGCGCAACAGCGUUGAACAGAGGACGCCGAGUCGGGUGUGUUUUGGUGGACAGCCUGAAGCCGCCUUUGCUCCUUCACUCAGUCCUACUCGCCCCGACAGCGAGGAAUACACAGACCAGUAUAUCUCAGCGGAUUCAACGGAUCAGAAGGGCAACACCGGUUCUCCAGCACAAACCGAGCUCUUCCUUGAGCCAGUGCUCGGAAGUUUUGCCGUCAGUGGCUCGCCGGUAUCACCAUCGCUGCCCGAGAUGACAACGAAGCUAGACUCUUCCUUCAGUGGACCAUCAUCGAGUGUUAUUAAACAGCCUGCAUCCUCAAGCAGCAAAAAUAAACAGUCGGGCUCUAAGAAGCGCAAGUGUUCGGGUUCCCAUCCCCAGGAGAAAAGAACGAACAGCCGAGAUGACUUCACCACCUCACCCGUCCUGGGUCUCCGGAUUAAAGAAGAUCCAGAGGAAGAUUCCAAGCCGCGCUCCAACACCAGCAGCCCGCUGGGAGAGUUCAUUUGUCAGUUAUGUAAGGAGAGGUACUCAGACCCUCUGACCCUCGCACAUCAUAAGUGUUCCCGCAUUGUACGCGUCGAAUACCGUUGUACUGAAUGUGAAAAAACAUUCAGCUGCCCCGCUAACCUGGCUUCUCACCGGCGAUGGCAUAAACCCAAGGGCGCCGCACAGGGAGAGGACAGUCAGCUGAGCCCCACUGCUGGACAAAACGGCAUGGCCCGCUCGGAUCCCAGCCCACAGCCAUCGCAGCAGUCUGACUCGGGUUCGGAAGAAGAGAUGCCAUUCAGUUGCCCCCAGUGCGCCAAGAAGUUCCGACGACAAGCGUACUUGAGGAAACACCUUGCGCUUCACGGUCGAAAAGCAGCAAGUUCGUCACAGGGUCUGUUCUCUGCAGAGGCACCAAAAAAUCCCGCCGGCGCAACCGAUUCCAGCGUCCAAACGAAAAAAGAGUCUCCAGAUUUUAGCCCGAAAUAUGCGAAGGUAGAGCAAGCUACACAGAUGUCGGGGGAUGUCUUUCCCUGUCGCUUCUGUGGAGACAACUUCUUUUCAUCCCCUGGGUUAACAAGACACAUAAACAAAUAUCACCCAACGGAAACCACACACAUGAUUUUACUGUCUCAGCCCAUCUGA
Molecule: messenger RNA, 1275 nt
Organism: Electrophorus electricus (electric eel)
Lineage: Eukaryota; Metazoa; Chordata; Actinopteri; Gymnotiformes; Gymnotidae
Product: insulinoma-associated protein 1a-like
Biological process (GO): negative regulation of transcription by RNA polymerase II; regulation of cell cycle process; neuron differentiation
Cellular component (GO): nucleus; transcription repressor complex
Molecular function (GO): RNA polymerase II cis-regulatory region sequence-specific DNA binding; DNA-binding transcription repressor activity, RNA polymerase II-specific
Source: RefSeq, a predicted model, not a curated record